AUUCCCCAUGUGGCCGUGACGCGGUCCGCUCAAAGUCCACCGUGGACCACUUCACCACCUCCUCUAGUCCGUUCCGUUCUCUCCCACCACGCCGCAACCGAUCCCGCAGUUACCACCUCGCUCCGCCGCCGCUGCCGGGCCGCCCCGAGUCCCCGACCGCCUGAGGAAGUCAGGAAGCACCCCCCCCCUCCCCCGCCGACCCGGCUCGCGGCCCCGCCCGCCCGGAUCUGACGGCUCGCUUCCGCACGCGGGGAGGUGCGGAGCCUUCGUCAGGGCUCCGGGAUGGCGGCGCCGCCGGCGAGGGCCAGGGCCGACUACGACUACCUCAUCAAGCUGCUCCUCAUCGGCGACAGCGGUGUUGGGAAAAGUUGUCUCCUUUUACGGUUCUCAGAUGGCUCCUUCACCACUAGCUUUAUCACCACCAUUGGGAUCGACUUCAAAAUAAGAACAAUUGAGCUUGAUGGUAAACGCAUAAAGUUGCAGAUCUGGGAUACUGCUGGCCAAGAACGUUUUCGAACUAUUACAACUGCCUACUACAGGGGUGCAAUGGGCAUUUUGCUCGUCUAUGAUGUCACCGACGAGUCGUCGUUCAAUAAUAUAAGAAACUGGAUUAGGAACAUUGAGCAACAUGCUUCUGACAAUGUGAAUAAAAUUUUGAUUGGCAACAAAGCCGACAUGGAUGAAAGCAAACGGGCUGUACCAACUUCUAAAGGGCAGGCUCUUGCUGACGAGUAUGGCAUCAAGUUCUUUGAAACGAGUGCAAAGACCAACUUGAAUGUGGAGCAGGUUUUCUUUUCAAUAGCAAGAGAUAUCAAGCAAAGGCUAGCGGAAACCGACUCAAAGCCAGAGGAGCGUACGAUCAGUAUUAACAGACCUGAGGACGCUUCGGCGCCACAGAAGUCAGCAUGCUGCGGGUCCUGACUCCUGACUCCUGAUUGGGUUAUGUUGUCACACGGAAGAUAAGAUAGUGGUGAUACCAUGCUUGUAAUUUACCCUUUUACCCUUUUCUCUGGCUGGCUGUCAUCAUGUGCCUUGUCCGCAAUCGCCUGGGUUCAGAUUUCUGUGUUUCAUUGUGAACAAUUUUAGCUACAAUACUGGUAGAAAUGCAAUUGGUCUCGAGUCAAUGUUCUGGUGUGUGCAAAACUGCAAAUCUAUUGUGAGACCAUUUCAUUUCUAAUCAAUAUAUACACAUAAUUUUGUCCUGGUGAUUA
This is a messenger RNA of Panicum virgatum (switchgrass), 1211 nucleotides long. RefSeq names its product ras-related protein RABE1c. Bases 283 to 921 code for a protein of 212 amino acids. Gene Ontology annotation, biological process: protein secretion; regulation of exocytosis. Gene Ontology annotation, molecular function: GTP binding; GTPase activity. The record is from RefSeq and is a predicted model, not a curated record. The transcript has 8 exons. Lineage: Eukaryota; Viridiplantae; Streptophyta; Magnoliopsida; Poales; Poaceae.